UAUUCAGAUACAGGAGUAAGCACUCGGUACUGCAGUACCUGGAACCAGAACUCACACUCACAAUGGACCAUUCCAAGGCACACAGCUGUAUGACCACAGGAGCUGGCAUUCCGAUUGGUGACAAGCUAAACAGUUUAACCGUUGGCCAACGAGGGCCACUGCUAAUGCAGGAUGUAGUGUUCACUGAUGAGAUGGCUCAUUUUGAUCGAGAGAGGAUUCCUGAGAGAGUAGUUCACGCUAAAGGAGCUGGGGCAUUCGGAUACUUAGAAGUCACUCAUGAUGUCACGAAAUACACGAAGGCAAAGCUGUUCGAUACAAUCGGGAAGAAAACAGACAUCGCUAUUCGAUUCUCCACCGUAGCUGGGGAAGCCGGUUCAGCCGAUACUGUCCGUGAUCCGAGGGGUUUCGCAGUUAAAUUUUACACAGAAGAAGGAAUCUGGGAUUUAGCUGGAAACAACACACCUAUAUUUUUCAUCAGAGAUGCCAUUUUGUUUCCAUCCUUCAUCCACAGUCAGAAGAGGAACCCUCAGACUAACCUGAAGGAUCCAGAUAUGGUGUGGGACUUCUGGAGCUUACGUCCUGAGUCCUUGCACCAGGUCACCCUCUUGUUCAGCGACCGUGGUAUUCCUGAUGGUCACAGACAUAUGAAUGGCUAUGGAUCUCACACCUUCAAGCUGGUCAAUGCAGAAGGGGACGCAGUGUACUGCAAGUUUCAUUUCAAGACUGAUCAGGGCAUCAAAAACUUGACUGUAGAAGAAGCAAACAAGUUGGUGGUGAGUGACCCAGAUUAUGGAAUCCGAGACCUCUUUCAGUCUAUUGCCAAGAAGAACUUCCCAUCGUGGACCUUAUACAUUCAAGUCAUGACUUUUCAAGAAGCAGAGAAAUGUCCCUUCAAUCCUUUCGACAUAACCAAAGUAUGGCCUCACGCUGAGUACCCACUUAUUCCAGUGGGUAAACUGGUACUGAACAAGAAUCCAGAGAACUAUUUUGCCCAAGUGGAGCAGUUGGCAUUUGACCCAAGUAAUAUGCCCCCUGGAAUUGAACCAAGCCCAGAUAAAAUGCUUCAGGGUCGUCUCUUCUCUUACCCAGACACACACAGACACCGCCUGGGACCAAACUACUUGCAUAUCCCCGUCAACUCCUCUCGGCUAGCAAAAGUGGCCAAUUUCCAGCAGGACGGGCCAAUGUGCAUGUUUCACAAACCCAGUAACAUGCCAAAUUACUUUCCAAAUAGCUUCUGCCACCUGCGGGAUCACUCCACAUUCAAAGAAACCUGUUGUAACGUCUCGGGGGAUAUUGCUCGGCACAGCGCUGAUGAUGAAGACAAUGUUUCCCAGGUUAGAACUUUCUACAACAAAACGUUGAGUGAGGACGAGAGGAAGAGGCUGUGUGAAAACAUUGCCCAGAGCUUGAAAGACGCUCGGCCAUUCAUUCAAGAACGAGCGGUGAAAAACUUCACAGAUGUUGAUCUCAAUUUUGGUGCUCGUAUCAAAGCGCUACUUAAUAAAUAUAAUGCAGAAGAAGGAGUAAAGGAGCCAGUUAACAAUUAUGUUCGAUGUGUGUGACGUUAGCACGGGGCAGUCCAUCUUCGAAGAGUCUUCUUGCAAAGUUUGAGGGGCAUUAUGACUGAUUUUAACCCCUGCACUUCUGAAGAGCUUGCAUUCUCUGUUGCAUUUUUUUUCUUCUUUUUUUUUCGGCUGAACAUAGAGUGUAAUUAUCUAGUAAUAAAAUUUACCUUGACCCAUUUCUUCUGCCAAGAGAUCCCAUUCUGUGCAUUGGCCGUUGGUCACUAGAUUUAGACAAAUUCACCAGCUAAUGGUCUGCUGCAUCGAUGUUAAUAAAACACUCCACUGAUU
Pelobates fuscus (common spadefoot toad) is the source of this 1856-nucleotide messenger RNA. Its product is annotated as catalase-like. Gene Ontology annotation, molecular function: catalase activity; heme binding. Gene Ontology annotation, cellular component: cytoplasm; mitochondrion; peroxisome. The transcript has 13 exons. The record is from RefSeq and is a predicted model, not a curated record. NCBI's taxonomy places the organism in Eukaryota, Metazoa, Chordata, Amphibia, Anura, Pelobatidae. Gene Ontology annotation, biological process: response to hydrogen peroxide; hydrogen peroxide catabolic process. Bases 63 to 1565 code for a protein of 500 amino acids.